AUGGUUUGGUGGGAUGUGGUGUUGGUUUGGUGGGAUGUGGUGAUGGUGAUGGUUGGGUGGGAUGUGGUGAUGGUUGGGUGGGAUAUGGUGAUGGUGAUGGUGAUGGCUGGAUGUAAUAUGGAGAUGGUGAUGACUGGAUGUAAUUUGGGGAUGGUGAUGGGUGGCUUUGUUGUGGUGAUGUUAAUGUCUGAAUAUGAUAUGGAGAUGGUAAUGACUGAAUGUAAUUUGGAGAUGGUGGUGGGUGGCUUUGUUGUGGUGAUGUUAAUGACUGAAUGUGAUAUGGAGAUGAUGAUGACUGAAUGUAAUUUGGGGAUGGUGGUGGGUGGCUUUGUUGUGGUAUUGUUAAUGUCUGAAUGUGAUAUGGAGAUGAUGAUGACUGAAUGUAAUUUGGGGAAGGUGAUAGUCGGGUAUAUUGUGGUGAUGACGACAUCUGUAAAAUAG
Molecule: messenger RNA, 441 nt
Organism: Parnassius apollo (apollo)
Lineage: Eukaryota; Metazoa; Arthropoda; Insecta; Lepidoptera; Papilionidae
Source: the annotation of a GenBank genome assembly